Molecule: messenger RNA, 4575 nt
Organism: Fusarium coffeatum
Lineage: Eukaryota; Fungi; Ascomycota; Sordariomycetes; Hypocreales; Nectriaceae
Exons: 12
Coding region: 1-4575 (1524 amino acids)
Biological process (GO): amine metabolic process; transmembrane transport
Molecular function (GO): quinone binding; oligopeptide transmembrane transporter activity; primary methylamine oxidase activity
Source: RefSeq, a predicted model, not a curated record
AUGGAAACACAUCCAGGAAACCAAGUCUUGGAGCUUGGAACCAUGAGUGACACUUCUAAGAAGAGUCCCGUGGAGGACACAGUCACAGCGGAAAGACGCUCCCUUAACGAUGAGUCAAUAAAGGAGCAGGCGCAGCUCCUCGGCGCAACAGUAGAGGAGGUCAUCGAGGCCGAAGAGCAUUCCCGCACACUAGAUCUGGAUGAGGCUAAGAACCUCGCGGAAACACUCGUCCAUUUCCACGAACACGACCCCAAUUUCGGCACCCAGUCCAUCAUUCGCCUACAAGACUUUCUCAAGAACGAGGCCCUCUUUGAAAAUCCCGACAAACACGAAGAAGCCAUCUCAAACAUCAAGACCGAAAUUUCCCUCCUCACUAUCAACUCCCCCUACGCAGAAGUCCGCGCCGUAGUAAGCAACAAAGACGACCCCUCCACACCAGCAGGUACAAUUCGCGCGUGGACAAUCGGCCUUUUCUUCGUCAUCGUGCAGAGUUCCGUGAACCAGCUCUUCUCCGUGCGCCAGCCUACAAUUCGUCUUGAAGCGCCGGUUAUCCAAUUGCUCUCCUUCCCUCUUGGCCGAGCGUGGGAGAAAUGGAUGCCUGUUGGCGAGUUUGGCUGUUUUGGAGAGAGGGUCAAGCUUAACCCUGGCAAGUUCACGCAGAAGGAGCAUAUGCUUAUUUCGAUCAUGGCGAAUGUUUCGUCGAGUCUGCCGCAUUCGAGAUAUAUUAUCUUUACGAGUUGGUUGAAGAAGUAUUUUGAUCUUCCUUUUGCGGCGGACUUUGGCUUCCAGAUUUGUCUCGCGUUAUCUAUGAACCUGCUUGGAUUCGGUCUUGCGGGUCUUGUGCGUCGAUUCCUGGUGUAUCCGUCAUUCUGCAUCUGGCCUCGAUCGCUAGCAACGAUUGCUCUCAACCAAAGUCUGCAUAGUGAUUCUGGUAACGCUGGCGUCCUCGGACCUUUCAAAAAGAUCUACAACAUGUCCCGAUUUCGCUUCUUUUUCAUUUCCUGCAGCGCUAUGUUUGUAUGGUUCUGGCUCCCCAACCUCAUCAUCAAAGCCUUAUCCAUCUUCAACUGGAUCGCCUGGAUCGCACCGUUCAACUUCACACUUGCAGCUAUCACCGGCGUCUCUAAAGGUCUGGGCUUCAACCCAUUGCCGACCUUCGAUUGGAACGUCGCUACUUACUACACCGAUCCUCUCUUGGUUCCGUUCCAUGUCACCUUCAAUAUGUUUCUUGGUGCGGUUCUAGGUGGCAUCACCAUCAUUGGGCUGUACUGGAACAAUACGUUCAAUACGGGAUACUUGCCUAUCAACACGAAUACCAUGUUCGAUAACACGGGUGCCAAGUACAAUGUCUCUUCGAUUCUGGAUAGCCGCGGCUUGUUGGAUGUGGAGAAGUAUCAUGCUUAUAGUCCAGUCUAUAUCACUGCUUCAUCUCUUACAUAUUAUAUCUACUUCUUCGCUGUGUAUAGCGCAGUGAUCUCCUACGCUCUUCUUUACCACUGGCACGACAUCAAGCUCGGCUUCAGGUCUCUGAUCGAAAGCUUCAAGAAGAAUAGCAAGACCAGCGAGUUCAAGGAUAUUCAUACUAGACUCAUGGACAGCUACAAAGAAGUUCCCGAGUGGUGGUACAUGAUUCUGAACGUUGCAGGAGUUGCAUUCGGUGUUGCAGCUGUCGCAGGUUGGCCUACCAACACGAGCGUUGGUACCGUCUUCUUCGGUCUUGCUCUUGCUCUGAUCUUCACCAUACCUACGGGAAUCAUCUUCGCUACUACUGGUAUCGAAGUUGAGUUCAACGUGUUGGCUGAGUUUAUUGGAGGAGCAUGGCAGCCAGGUAAUGCGUUGGCGAGUCAGAUGAACUUCUUCAAGGGCUUUGGCUACGUUACUGUAGCUCACGCUCUCGACUUCGCCAACGACCUGAAACUGGGCCACUACCUGAAGAUCCCCCAACGUCAAACCUUCUGGUGCCAAACGAUCGCGACUAUCGUCUCCGCUUUCGUCUGCACAGCUGUCAUGAAUUUCCAGAUCCGCAUGAUCCCCAACAUCUGCGAAGCGGGCCAAAAAGACCGCUUCACCUGCCCCGGCGUCGAAUCGUACUUCACAGCAGCCGUUCUCUUCGGCUCCCUCGCACCACAACGCGUCUUUGGUAAAGGAGGGAUGUACACCGCUCUUCUCGCAGCAUUUCCUGUUGGCUUGGUGUUUCCUGUGUUAUACUACUACGCCACUCGCAAACUCCCUAAAACUCACUUCCUCACCAAGCUUCACCCCGUGGUCAUUUUCAGCGGUGGUCAUAUCUGGUCGCCGUAUAACCUGGCGUACAUUUGGCCGGCUGUUAUCCCGGGUUGGAUCUCUUGGGUUAUCGUCAGGAAGAGAUAUCUUUCCUUUUGGUCCAAGUACAACUAUGUCCUUUCGGCGGCGUGGCAGACUGGAAUUGCACUUGCUGGAGUGGUGAUUUUCUUUGCUGUUAGCUAUCAUGGGGCUUCGAUUAACUGGAUUGGAAAUGACGCUGAUAGUGGUUGUGAGGCGAAUGCUUUAUACGCCAUGGCUUCGGUUCCUCACCCGCUUUGCCCUCUAACGGGCGACGAGAUCCAAUCAACUGCUCGUCUGAUCGAAAGCGUGUGGCCACAAUCUGUUUCGCUAUCAUUCAAGGCCAUAACACUUAGCGAACCACCAAAGGAGAAGCUUGCCCCAUAUCUCCAGGCUUUGGACAGCGGCAAGACUCUUUCACCACUGGAGCGACGGGUCUUUGUGUGCUACUACGUUCGCGGAACGGCCAAUCUGCACGAGGCGAUCGUCAACUUGACGACAGGACAAAUUGAAAACAACGUCAAGCUUGGACCGAAUGUUCAUGCCAAUGCGGUUUACGAUGAGGUUCAGGAGGUUGAGAAGAUUGCGCUGAAGGAUCCCAAGGUUUUGGCUGAGUUGGAGAAGCUGAAACUUCCAGAGGGAACGGUUGUUUGCGCUGAUCCGUGGAUCUAUGGAUCUGAUGGAAUCGAGGACGACGAUCGCAUGUAUCAGGUCUUUCUCUACAUGCGCGAUCCUGCCAACUCUAGCGAAGCUGACUCGAAUCACUACGCCUUUCCUCUUCCCGUUUCGCCAGUCAUCGAAUGCGUUAACUACAGCGUGGUCCGCGUCGAUGUUCUACCUACUGGCGCCGAUGCCACUGUCAAGCCUUUGACAGCUUAUCAGCCAAAGCCCGCGAAUGAGUACAUCCCAGAGACUCAGGAGCUGCGAAAGGAUCUUAAGCCACUUCAUGUCAACCAGCCCGAGGGACCCAGCUUCUUUGUUACACCGGUUGGCGAGACUGGAAAUGUUCUUUCGUGGCAGAAGUGGAACUUCUUCGUUGGUUUCAACCAGCGUGAGGGAAUGGUGCUAUACAACGUCAAAUACGAUAGACGCCCACUCUUCUACAGACUAUCCCUGUCUGACAUGAGUGUACCAUACGGUGAUCCACGACAUCCCUUCCACAAAAAGUCAGCCUUCGACCUGGGCGAUGCCGGUGCUGGGGCUACCGCCAAUAACCUCAAACUUGGAUGUGACUGUCUCGGCAGCAUUCAGUAUCUGAGCGGUGUCAUCUGCGACGACAAGGGAAAUGCACUGCCAAUGGAGAACGUGAUUUGCAUCCACGAGCAAGACGCCGGUAUUGGCUGGAAGCACACCAACUACAGAACCGGCAGAGCCGCGAUUGUUCGCUCACGAGAGCUCGUGCUCCAGUCUAUUAUCACCGUGUCCAACUAUGAGUACAUCCUCAUGUUCAUCUUCAACCAAGCGGGAGAAGUCACAUACGAAGUCCGAGCAACAGGCAUCCUAUCAACCCAACCCAUCGACCACGAACUAGACAAGGUUGGCGUACCUUUCGGUACAGUCGUUCACCCCGGUGUUCUCGCAGGCGUCCAUCAACACAUCUUUUCUCUCCGAGUAGACCCCAUGAUCGACGGCCACACCAAUCAACUCACCUACACAGAAGCCCACAAGAUCCCUCGCGAUCCUCAACGAAACCCACACGGAAGCGGCUACGAAGUCGUCGAAAAGACUAUCGACAAAACAUCCGGUCUCGAUAUCGACUACGAUCUCAGCCGUGUCUACAAAAUCACAAAUCCCAACUCCCUCAACCCCAUCAACGGCAAACCCGUUAGCUACAAAAUCCAAGCCCCACCGUUCCAGAAGCACAUGGGUGACGAAGACAGCUUCUUGCACAAACGCGCUGAAUUUGCGGAUCAUAACAUUUAUGUCACCACACAUCGUGACCGCGAGCUCUACGCGGGCGGUUGGUACACUAACCAAUCGCGUGGCGGCACUGGUGUGAGAAGCUGGGCGGAGAGGAAUGAGACGCUUACGCCGGAGUCUGAUAUUGUGGUUUGGGUACAGUUUGGCAUAAAUCACAUUCCGCGCAUUGAGGACUUUCCUGUUAUGCCGGUUGAGAUUCUCAAGGUGCAUCUUAAGCCUGUGAACUUCUUUACCAAGAAUCCUGCGUUGGAUGUGCCGCCGAGUGAGCAGACUGUGAAUCAGAGCACGCUUGUCGAGACUAAGAAGGAGGAGCCAGGAUGUGCCUGUGGGCCGUCAGUUGGCUCAAAGCUAUGA